AUGGCAGCUGCAAAGGAAGAGGACCAAUUCCAGCUAAUUGAACCCAACCAACGACCAGAGAACGACAAUAACUGGUCCGAUGUCCCGCGAGUGCCAAAAUUUAUCAGCUGUUUGCUGGAAAUCCAGAACACCGAGAUUACCAAAUUCAUCAAAACUGGUAUCGCCGACAAGAACGACUACCCGCUUUACUUCGAGAAAGUCAUCUACGAGGCUGACAUCGAGGAGAAUGUCGAAGUCAAUCACAACUUUCUCAACGUCACCGCAAAAACUCACGCUGAAGCGCCCGGUGUUCGAUACAAGAUCACAAGCGGUAACAUAGGUGGCGUCUUUGCGAUUCACAACAGCACCGGAGCUCUGCUGGUGGCCAAACCGCUGGAUUACGAGAAAAUCAAAAAGUACGAGCUCCGGUUGACAGUUUCGGACAGCUUCAAGGAGAACUACACGACGGUGCUGAUCAACGUCAAGGACGUCAACGAUAAUCCACCGGUAUUCGAGAAAUCAUCAUAUCGCACCCAGAUCACCGAGGAGGAUGACCGGGGCCUGCCGAAGCGGGUCAUGCGGGUUACGGCAUCCGACGGGGACGUCGAGCGCCCAAACAACAUCAUCUACUUCCUGACCGGUCCCGGGAUCGAUAUCGAAAAUCCAUCGGAGAGCAAUUUCGAUAUCAACAAGGCAACGGGGGAGAUAUUCGUGUUGAAGCCUCUGAACCGUGAUCCGCCACACGGGAGGGCAUCCUGGAAGUUUACCGUCUUUGCGCAGGACGAGGGAGGCGAGGGAUUGGUCGGUUUCACCGAGGUGCAGAUCAACUUGAAGGAUGUCAAUGACAACGCGCCGGCUUUUCCGCAGGGGAUUUACUAUGGUAAUGUUACCGAAAAUGGGACCGUUGGGAUGUACGUUAUGACGAUUAAGGCUGAGGAUUACGACGAUGUGAAUGAGGGGACGAAUGCCAAGAUUGUUUAUUCGAUCGAAAAGAAUGCGAUUGAGGAGGAAACUGGACUGCCGAUUUUCGAUAUCAAUCCGGAUACCGGGGUCAUCAAGACGGCCGUUUGCUGUUUAGAUCGGGAGAAGACGCCGGAUUACUCGCUGCAGAUUGUGGCAACCGAUGGUGGGGGUUUAAAGGGUACGGGAACGGCGUCGAUCAAGGUGAAGGAUUUGAAUGAUAUGCCGCCGCAUUUUACCAAGGAUGAAUGGUUUGUGGAAGUUGAGGAAACGGACGGAAAUGUGCUGCCGGAUGCACCGAUUUUGACGGUGACCGUGAAUGAUGACGAUGAGAUUAAUAACUUUCAGUAUAAGAUUAUUGGGGGUAGUGGAUAUGGAGCAGAUAAGUUCGCCAUGAUCAAGAACGUCGAUGGUACUGGAAGUUUGAAGGUAGUUCAACCUCUGGAUUUUGAGGACCCAAUGCAGAUCAAUGGGUUCCGGUUUCGUAUUCAGGUGAUCGAUAACGAGGGUAUCAACGAUACGGACAAAUAUCACGUUGCUCAUUCGUGGGUGAUAGUUAAGCUGAAAGAUAUUAAUGAUAAUACUCCGAGGUUCCGGAGGCCACACAUGGAGGCAACGGCAGCAGAGAACGACGAAGUUGGUAAAUCGUUGGUCAGCUUCAAAGCCAUUGACAUCGAUAAAGCUGGCAAGAGUAAGAUCACCUACAUGAUCAAUCGAGCAACCGAUAGGAAACGGCAGUUCUCAAUCAACGAAGAAGGAACGGUGAGCAUACAAAGAGAACUGGAUCGAGAAGCGAUCUCCAAGUACAGUCUUGAAAUAUUAGCCAUCGACGAUGGUGUUCCAGCAAGAACAGCUACGGCAACGCUAACGGUAGAGGUGAAAGACGUAAACGACAAUGCACCGGUGUUUGCAGAACAAUACACUCCGAUACUGUUGGAGAAUUCUCCCCCGUCGAAAAUAAUCGACAUUGCAGCCACCGAUCGGGACGAUCGGAAAGUUGGCAAUGGGCCUCCAUUUCAGUUCCGAAUGGAUCCAGAAGCUGACGAUGGAAUUCGGACGUCUUUUAAGGUCGAACAGAACAAUACAGGGGAUGGAAUGGCGAUUAUUUCUUCACUGAGAUCUUUUGAUCGAGAGUAUCGAAAGCAGUACGAAAUCCCGAUAGUUAUUAAGGACUCGGGAAGUCCACCUCAAACGGGUACGAGUACGUUAACCGUUACAAUCGGAGAUUUAAACGACAACAUAAUGCAAGCUGGUUCGAAAGAAGUCAUCGUCUACAACUAUCAAGGUCAAGCUCCUGAUACAACCAUCGGUAGGAUCUUCGUCAAUGAUUUGGAUGAUUGGGAUACCUCGGAUAAGUUGUUCUAUUGGGAUGAAGUUGAAAACCCUAGAUUUAAGCUGGAUGACACUUCAGGAAUGGUGACGAUGAGACGUGGCGCACGAGAGGGUCGAUACAAGCUCAAGUUUAAGAUCUAUGAUCGAAAGCACGCUCAAGAAACUAAUGCCAACAUGUCGGUUGUUGUGAAGCACAUCUCCUACGAAGCUAUUGUUAACUCCGGAUCUAUUCGUUUGGUAGGAAUCACGGAUGAAGAUUUUAUUAGGAUUUGGAACUACCGCACCCAGAAUAUAUUUAGAAGUAAGCUGGAGCGUUUCCGAGAUAAGCUAGCCGAGUUACUCAAUAUCGAUAAGAAAAACGUAGAUGUUUUCAGUGUCCAGAUGAAACAGAAAAAUCCUCCGAUUACAGAUGUAAGAUUUUCCGCAAGGAAUGCGUACUACUUUAAGGCUGUCCAGCUUAAUGGAAUUGUGCUGCUGCACAAGGAAGAUAUCGAGCAGGAUGUCGGUAUCAACAUAACAAUGGUGAACAUCGAUGAAUGUUUAGCCGAAAAUGCCGAAUGCAACGGAUCUUGCACCAGCAUUAUUGAGGUACAAACAAAUCCAAGUUUAGUAAAUGCCAACAAAACCGCCCUAGUAGGAGUUCAAAUCAAAUCUACUGCCGAGUGCAUGUGUAGCGCCAGAGAGUAUAAACAGCAGCAAAGCUGCAAAUCCCAUCCAUGUUUAAACGGAGGACGCUGCUCGGACAGUAAGUCAGGAAUACGCUGUUCUUGUCCUCCCGGAUACACAGGCCCUCGUUGUCAGCAAACGGUACGCAGCUUCCGGGGCAAUGGAUGGGCUUGGUAUCCAUCUCUAGAUAUGUGCGAUAAAUCACACAUCAGUGUAGAACUUAUUACAACGAAAUCAGAUGGACUGAUCUUCUACAAUGGACCCAUAGUUCCACCGAACGAAAACGAUGAUAAGCAGCUGUCGGACUACAUAGCCCUUGAACUAGACCAAGGCUACCCUCGGUUUCUAAUAGACUACGGAUCGGGCACUCUUGAGCUAAGGAUCCAAACCAAACACCCACUAAAUGAUGGAGAUUGGCAUAGGAUAGAUCUUUUCUGGGACUCAGAACAGGUGAAAAUGGUCGUAGACUACUGCAAAACAGCAGUUAUCUCGGAAGCCGAUGACGGCAACAUCGUAGAAUUUGUAGAUCACACCUGCCAAGCUACCGGAAAAGUCCCACAAUUCAACGAAUAUCUUAACUUAAACACACCCCUUCAAAUUGGAGGAGUGUUCCGGGAAAAGUUCGACUACACUUACAAUCGCUGGCAAUACAUGCCUGUCGGAGCGGGUUUCGAGGGCUGUAUUCGUAACUUCAAGCACAACGGAAUCCUCUACGAUCUAUCUCAUCCAGGUCUGUCGAAAGCUACGAUGCCUGGAUGUCUCUAUACCCAGGAAGUCUGCGACCUAAAUCCACAAGUGUCCAAAUGCAUGGAACACGGAAAGUGCGUCGGCAACUACGACGAAGCCAAGUGCGAAUGUAACCCUGGAUGGUCCGGAACCUACUGCAGUCUUCCGACAACACCAACCACGUUCAAAACUCACAGCUACGUCAAAUACGCGCUCAGCUUCGAACCGGAUAAAUUCACUACUCAAAUACAGCUUCGGUUUCGAACGAGAGAAACCUUCGGGGAGCUGUUCCGAAUAAGCGAUCAGCAUAUGCGAGAGUACGGAAUCAUUGAACUGAAGGAAGGGAAGCUUUUGUUCCGAUACAGUCUGAACUCCGGUCAGGUCGAUGAGCACGAAGUUUCACUGAGUGCAGUCGAGGUCGACGAUGGCCUGUGGCAUGUUGUUAAAGUUCAACGAUACGGAUCUGCAGCCGUAUUGGAGCUGGAUGGCGGUGAGGGGGCCAACUUCAACCAGAGUUUCUCAUUCGAUGGCCAUCAGUGGCUUUCGGUCGACAAGCAGGAAGGCGUCUACGCCGGAGGCAAACCGGAGUUCACCGGCGUGAAAACUUUCGACGUCCAAGCCGAUUAUCAGAAGAGCUGUAUCGAUGAUAUCAGGUUGGACGGAAAGAGUCUUCCUUUGCCUCCGGCAACAAACGGCACCCAGUGGGGUCAAGCAACGACCGCCAAGAACAUCGAGCGGUACUGUUCGUCCAACAAUCCCUGUCAGAACGCGUACUGUCCGGAACCAUUCGAGUGUGUCGAUCUCUGGAACAAGUACGAGUGCACCUGCGGAGACGGUAUGAUCGUGUCACCCGAGGGCAAAACCUGCAUCGACCGGAACGAGUGUCUGGACUAUCCGUGCAUGAACGGGGGGACCUGCAUCAACCAGGAACCGCGCUUCAAGUACAAAUGCAUCUGUCCGGACUCGUACUGGGGCGAGAGCUGCGAGUUCCUGAAGGAACGACAAGCGCUGAAAUUCAGCACAAGUGCCUUGGCUGCCGUCAUCACCUGUUUAUUGCUGAUUAUCAUUUUGCUAUUUUUGUAUUUUUCCUGUUCGCGACGUCGGUCGGCGAGCUUCAACAAGAAACCGGCCACCAAGGACGACAUCCGGGAGAACAUCAUUAACUACUGCGACGAGGGCGGCGGAGAGAACGAUAUGACGGCGUUCGAUAUGAAGACGCUCAAGAUUCCGAUCGGGCCACUGCCGGAGCUGGUGCAGCACAAGGCGCCUCCCGUACGUCCCGAUAUUGCCGUCGUGUCCGACCAGAUCGUCACCAAGGUCGACGUGUUCCUGGACGAACGGAAACGAAGGAUGGACGUCGAUUCCAGCUCUUCCGGGGGGCCCUUCGACGAUCUCCGUAACUACGCCUACGAGGGCUGCGGGAGCACGUCUGGCUCGCUAAGUUCCUUACAGUCAGGUACUGACGAUGAACCCCAUGAGUAUAGCUUUUUGACCACAUGGGGUCCGCGAUUUGAUAAGUUAGUCAAUAUUUACGAACCAAAGUUACAGAUCGAGGACGAUGACGUUAGCUAAGAGUAGCUACUCACUUGUGCUUCGGUUGCGCGAGAGCAGUUUGGACUUUUGUUUCCAUUUUUGUACACAUAUUAGUGAAAAAAGGCGUAAAUCAGUAGGGAUAGCUAUUGGUUUGGAUUAUUUUUUACAAUACAAAAGUCGGACAGUGUAGAUAUCAAAAGGUUUAUAAAUAUUAAACGAAUACUAAACGAUAAGGUUUGACAAGUUUAGAUAAUUCGAUUGGGAAAAAUAUAAAAAAAUAAAACCGAUGCGAGUAAUGAGUAAAUGAAAAAAAAAAACCUAGUAACGUAAGUAGCCAAUAAGAAGAUUUAAGAUAUAUAAACAAAAUCAUCAGUCCUAGUCAAAAAUAAUCUGUUUGGUGCUCUCUUCCAUGUGACAUAAGCUGGAGAUAUGUUUUGUUGACAACCAUAGCCAAAAUCAAACCGAGAGUAUAAAGUAUAAAACUUUUAAGUUACGUUUGUAAAUGGGUUUUCAAAGAAUGGUUACUGUUACAAUCCCCCCACACGUUGUUGUAAAGCUGUGAAAGGAAUUUAUUGAUUUCUAAGCCAAGAUUGUAUAGCGAAGAUCAAAGAUCUUCUAUUAACGGACUAAAUAUAUUGAUUUUAUAUUCCCUAAAAAAAAAGAAAACUAAAACAAAACGAAAACUAAUCAUGGAACAGUGUCAACAAAAAACACAAAAAAAAACAAAAAUCAUUCCAGUAAAUCCAAAUGGUAAAAACCUGUACAAAGUAUUAUAAAACAGCUAAAAUCAUCGAAAACCAGGGCGUGUUUCCAUCAAAUGGAGUUUCAAAAACCGAACCUGGAAUCUUUAUGGGCAUUGAUGAAACGAAAACAAAUAAACUCAAAUGAUACUGACAAAGAGAUGGAGGAAAACCACACACGUACACUUCACAUGAAAAAAAAACCAACAAAAAAAGACGAGCAAGACAGCCAAUGCGAGAAUAAAUUUUAAUCAAAGAAAGAUAAAAAAAAAUCCAAAACCAGAAUCAAAUGGGAAAUAAACAUUUGUGCGUAAUGUAAUUGAA
Uranotaenia lowii is the source of this 6260-nucleotide messenger RNA. RefSeq names its product neural-cadherin. Gene Ontology annotation, cellular component: plasma membrane; catenin complex. NCBI's taxonomy places the organism in Eukaryota, Metazoa, Arthropoda, Insecta, Diptera, Culicidae. Gene Ontology annotation, biological process: homophilic cell-cell adhesion. The transcript is spliced from 11 exons. Gene Ontology annotation, molecular function: cadherin binding; calcium ion binding. Bases 1 to 5235 code for a protein of 1744 amino acids. The record is from RefSeq and is a predicted model, not a curated record.